AUGGACAAAUCUCUCCUCAACUCAGUAGAUCUAAAACAUGGGGACACCAAUCCACUUACCUCCACACCCAACUUUCCUUAUAAGUUAUCAAGUGUGAUUGUGAAUCUUGUUAUCCACAGGGUCACCCAACGAAGCCGGAACACAGGCAGGAGAGCAGAGGAGUCCUUGCCAAACACGAAUCCUGACACCUUCCUGCUGCCUGUCCACAUCAGUGCCCCAGGUCUGACUCAGUGCAUGCUGGGAUUUAUGUCCUGGUUGACCUGUAUAGCCUGCUUUCUGAGGACUCAUGCCUACCAAGUACUAUUCAACAAUAGCAGAUGCAAGUUGUUCUUCCAGAAGCUCAUAGAGAAGACAGGCAUUCUGAUCCUCUGUGUGUUAGGAUUCUGGAUAUUAUCUAUACACUUACCAUCAAAAAUGGAAAUCUGGCAGAAUAACAAUGCAGAUGUUCUACUGCAAAACUUGAGGAGAUGCCUGGAGACGUUGCAACAUCACACCAGAGAAAUCCAGGAUCUUCGAGGUAGAAUAAACCAGCUCACUGCCAAAUUCCAGGAGAUGAAAGCCAUGUCCAAUGAGCAAAGAAUGUCUCAGAAAAUCAUGAAGAUGAUCCAAGGGGAUUACAUCGAAAAGCCAGACUUUGCCCUGAAGUCUAUAGGGGCCUCCAUUGACUUUGACCACACAUCAGCCACUUACAAUCACAACAAGGCUCGCUUCUACUGGAACUGGAUCCGACUGUGGAACUACGCACAACCCCCCGACGUCAUCCUUGAGCCCAAUGUGACACCUGGCAACUGCUGGGCCUUCGCUGGGGACCAUGGCCAGGUGACCAUCCGACUGGCCCAGAAGGUUUAUCUGUCCAUCCUCACACUGCAGCACAUCCCCAAGACCAUCUCCCUGUCAGGCAGCCUGGACACUGCCCCCAAGGACUUUGUCAUUUAUGGAAUGAAGGGCACCCCCAGGGAGGAGGAGGUGUUCCUAGGCGCAUUCCAGUUCCAGCCAGAAAACACCAUUCAGAUGUUCCUGCUCCAGAACCAGCCCGCCCGGCCUUUUGGUGCCGUCAAGGUGAAGAUCUCAAGCAACUGGGGGAACCCACGCUUCACCUGCCUGUACCGUGUGCGUGUCCAUGGCUCUGUAGACCCUCCUGGAGAUGAGCCUAACCAGAGCCCCCUACCUCAGAGAAAUUAA
Messenger RNA from Chrysochloris asiatica (Cape golden mole), 1182 nucleotides. RefSeq names its product Sad1 and UNC84 domain containing 5 (gene SUN5). NCBI's taxonomy places the organism in Eukaryota, Metazoa, Chordata, Mammalia, Afrosoricida, Chrysochloridae. The transcript is spliced from 12 exons. Gene Ontology annotation, cellular component: nuclear envelope; meiotic nuclear membrane microtubule tethering complex. Gene Ontology annotation, biological process: nuclear envelope organization. Gene Ontology annotation, molecular function: protein-membrane adaptor activity. Bases 1 to 1182 code for a protein of 393 amino acids. The record is from RefSeq and is a predicted model, not a curated record.